AUGCCACCCGUUGCCGAUCCCAAGAUCGACGCCAAUGCUAAUAUUAUCGAGCAGGUCCGGUCACAAGUCGCCGACAUCAUCCACCCUCACUAUGAUACCCCCUUCAAUAUUCUACGAUGGUUACAAUCCUACCAAUUCAACGUCUCCAAAACCGUUCACAACCUCCGAAAGCAUCUGAAAUGGCGUAAGGAACGUCAUCUGGAUGAGGACGCUCGUGGUCUGCAAUGCUCAUCGAUCACCGCUGAGUACGCGCCGUUAUCCAUUGUUGGCUGGAAUCGGCAAGAGAAUGGCGAUCGUCUCAUUGUCGUAGAUCAAAGUGGACGGAUAGAUAUCGGUGGCGUGAUGAAGUCAAUCCAACCUACAGAAUAUCUUCACCAAAAAUUCAGAAUUUUCGAGAAAAUUCUUGCCAUGAUGAUGGAGAUGGAAGCGAAAACGGGUGUACAAUGCUCUAUACUCUAUGUAUUCGAUCUCGAUGGUUUAAGCUUUGAUCCAUCAUUGCUUGGAAUUCUUAGUGGACCAUUCCGAGUCUCAUGGCAGUGUGUCGGUCUACACUAUCGCGAGGUGAUCGACAAGUUUGUUGUCAUAAACACUCCUAGCUACAUUAAUGUGUUAUGGUCCGCAAUCUCACCAUUCAUACCAGAACAAUCGAGAAGUCGGGUGCUCAUAACUGGAAAGAACUGGAAGGAAGAUCUCUUGAAAUUAGCUGAUGUCGAAUGUCUUCCCGAGCGAUAUGGUGGGAAGAUCCCGGAUGAGCAAGUACUGAAGGAUCCUCAACCUGUGCCAAAAGAUCUCUACUGGCGUCCAAGACCUGAUUAUCCGAGCGUAGCAGCUAUGCAUCGUAUAUCGACCCCAGCAGGAAAGACGCGAACAUUGACUUACUAUGUGGAAGCCGGUGAAGAACUACAAUUGUACUCUCACAACGAUUCAGAUUUCACAUUUGCUAUCUAUUACGCGGAGAAAGAGACAACACCAGAAGAAGAAUAUGAAGCUUUGCUGCCGCCAACGCAAAAAUGUGCACUUCCCGCUGUUGACCGUUACAAUCAGGACAUAACCCGUACCGGUUACUAUCAUCUCAGGCUCACAAAUGAUGCCGCUUGGCUGUUUCCUUCAACGUACAAACUGAUCGUACACGAAAAAUCCGGCAAAGAAAUACAAGCAUUAAAUCAAAAAGAGAAGUGGAUCAAGCAAGGUGCCAAAGCGUAGUAAUUUUGUG
This is a messenger RNA of Cylicocyclus nassatus, 1213 nucleotides long. Lineage: Eukaryota; Metazoa; Nematoda; Chromadorea; Rhabditida; Strongylidae. The record is from the annotation of a GenBank genome assembly.